Messenger RNA from Sebastes umbrosus (honeycomb rockfish), 2743 nucleotides. It is a transcript of the gene kcnj10a, whose product is annotated as potassium inwardly rectifying channel subfamily J member 10a. Gene Ontology annotation, cellular component: plasma membrane. The record is from RefSeq and is a predicted model, not a curated record. Lineage: Eukaryota; Metazoa; Chordata; Actinopteri; Perciformes; Sebastidae. Gene Ontology annotation, biological process: regulation of monoatomic ion transmembrane transport; potassium ion import across plasma membrane. Gene Ontology annotation, molecular function: inward rectifier potassium channel activity. The coding region runs from base 717 to 2033 and encodes 438 amino acids. The transcript is spliced from 6 exons.
CAAAGGCUGAAACAGCGGAGGAGGCCUCGCAACAAAGAGGCCCAUUUAUAGAGUACAGUCGUGGAGAGACACGGAGAGGGAGGGUAGGAGGAGAAGCUGGGAGGAGAGUUGAAUUAAUGAAUUAAAAAUGUCGUGAAACAGCGGCUGUGUGAAUACUUUUGGGUUUAUAUAGAGAGGCGUGCAGGGGGGUCCUGGAGGAGUGGACAGCGCAGGCUUCUUUAACUUCUCUCUGUCCGGACACACAGGGCUCCCUCUCAGCUUCACGUGCAGGAAGAAGGGCAAAACUGUGCUCAUCUGAUUACAUAAUGACCCAGUAACUGUGAGCCAGAACCGGUACGACCAGUACCAGUGUGCUGGGAGACACCGACUGACCGCUGGUUAAUCCUCACCCCUUUUCUGAUUUCAUGCUUUUUUUUCCUUUCUUUUUUUUUGUUAAAUAUAUAGGAUGACCACGACGUAGAGGGACCGCGGAAGAAAACAAACAAUGUGAUGUCAAAGUGAGAGGUGAUGUAAGACAUGGUUGAGCUGUCAACAAGUGCGCGUCGUUCAAAACCGUGAACUUUCUUUUCUUUUUGUCAAUCUUUUUUUUUCCCCCCUCCAAGACAGAUUGAGUUGUCUGGCUUUUUCACAUGUCUGCUGGACAGUGAAAUUAAUUAAAUCUUCAAGUUUCAAAGCUGUGGUCCGAGUGAACUUCUGAACAACAGAAAGCGCCGACCAUGACCUCAGCCACCCCCCCCUCCUCUGAAAGCUCCUCCCCUCAGAAAGUAUGCCACUCCCAGACGCAGACCGACAUCACCAAGCCCCUGCUGGGCUCCACAGCGGGGGCUGGAGGUGCUGGUGCUGGUGCAGCAGGAACAGGAAAUGGAGGGCCCAACGCUCUACGAAGGAGGCGCCGCGUCCUCUCAAAAGACGGACGAAGCAACGUACGCAUCGAGCACGUGAGCGGGCGAGGGGCGCUGUACCUCCGCGACCUCUGGACGACUUUCCUGGACAUGCAAUGGCGCUACAAGUUCUUCCUUUUCUCAGCCACAUUCGCCGGGACCUGGUUCGUGUUCGGAGUGCUUUGGUACCUGGUGGCACUGGUGCAUGGAGAUCUAUUGGAGUUUGACCCCCCCUCCAACCAUACUCCAUGUGUAAUGGAGGUGAAGACCCUGACGGGAGCCUUCCUCUUCUCUCUGGAGUCUCAGACCACAAUUGGCUACGGUUUCCGGUGCAUCACCGAGGAGUGUCCCGCUGCCAUUAUCCUGCUCAUCUUUCAGCUGGUCAUCACCAUGGUGAUGGAGAUUUUCAUCACCGGCACUUUCCUUGCAAAGGUCGCUCGUCCUAAGAAGAGAGGCGAGACGGUGAAGUUUAGUCAACAUGCUGUCGUAUCCAAUCAUGAGGGUCGGCCCUGCCUCAUGAUCCGAGUGGCAAACAUGCGCAAAAGCCUGCUGCUGGGAUGCCAGGUGACGGGGAAGCUGCUCAAGACGUCCCUGACGAAGGAGGGCGAGACGGUGCGGCUGGACCAGCGCAACGUGCCUUUCCAGGUGGACACGUCCAGCGACAGCCCCUUCCUCAUUAUCCCGCUGACUUUCUACCACAUCAUUGACGACAACAGCCCCCUCAGGGCCUGGGCAGCAAAAGGUGGCGGCUGGACAGACCCGGACCUGGCUGACUUUGAGCUGCUGGUGAUCAUGAGCGCCACGGUUGAGCCGACCUCCGCUACCUGUCAGGUCCGAACAUCCUACCUUCCUGAUGAGAUCCUCUGGGGCUACGAGUUCCCCCCCGUCGUCUCCCUAUCCCCCUCUGGGAAAUACGUGGCCGAUUUUGCCUUCUUUGACAAAGUGGCCAAAACCAAAACCCCACCCCUCUUCAAGCAGGCCCUGCCACCGAGCCCGCCAUCGCAGGCAUCCCGUUACCACGGCGGCAAGGAGGCUGGGACGGACCCGGAGAAGGUGCGACUGGAGGAGAACUACAGGGGGGAGGAGAAGGGGCGAGAAAGAGGCCGCAUCAGAGAUAGCAGCCCACUGAGUGUGCGCAUUAGUAAUGUGUGAUCAAAGAGAGAGACAGGUGUCGGAAGUGGUAACGGAAAGUCGAAGUGAAACUGAGAUAAGGUAAAGCUGCUCACAAAAAAAUCUCCCCACACUCCGCCUACGCAUAUGAGAAGAGAUACUGAAGAUAUCUGUGUCUUCAACCACCUUCAAAUGGAACAAAUCCAACAUGUAUAAAAUGUACAGCACAACAUCAAGUCAUCCACAGAGGCCUUUUCUACACCUAUAUUCAUUUUCUUUUUUGGAAAGGACUUGAUUUACUGUAACUGGAGGAUACAUCAGAACGGCAAUACAUCAUCCAGAGUAGGCUUGCAUGACCACGCCCCCUUUUGGGGGAAAACAAAUCUGGUAACAGCGUAAAGAGAAGAAGUUGAAACAUGUCUCCAAAGUUCUACUUUAAACAAAUGUAAUAUCGAAGAGUUGCUGUGUAGCUGGUUGCACCAAUAAUCCCCUGUCCUAAAAAAGAUAUAAUAGAGGGUUUUUAAAACACUUUGAGAUGUCGGGAGACUAGAAAAGCGCUAUAUAAAUGCAAGUCCAUUUACCAAGUCUAUUUAACUUAAUCUCAGCCCAUAUAUCAAACAGUUAAGAGGUUGGUUAUUUACAGACAAAAUUUAGCCUAACGGGAUUCAAUCAAAUAUGUAUAGAGGUCUGGAUAAGCAAUAUCCAUCCACUGCGUUGGACGGGGGAAGACUGCGAUCAACCUUAAUUUAUUA